GUACAAUUGGUGACACACACAAAUCUCCGUUACACAUCCAAAUCAAGAUACGUUUUUCUAUCAUAUAUUACUAUUACCCUUAAGAUGGCGGAGAAUACGGAACAAUCACCGGAUGACCGGCGGCGGCAGCCCGGCCGGUUGCAGAGGAAAGCGCCGGCGUCGAUCCAGAUUAACCCCACCACGGAUUGGAAUGUGGCAAUACCACUUCUAUCGCCAUUGAUCACAUCGCCUGUUUCGAGCGAUUUGACGGCAUCGGUUGAAUUGUGUUCGAAUUCGAGUCGGGAGUAGGAGACGGUGAAAGAGGCGGAGAAGUUUUCGGCGACGGCGACAGUGGUCAAGGGGUGGAAACAUCCGGCCGCACCGUUUUGCUCCGAUCUGGCUCCGCUAGUGAAGUUGGUCUUUUCUAGAAGCAACGAUCGAUGAUCUCAGAUCUGUAUGCAAAACGGAACAAUCACCCAUUGCAGAGUACACCCAUGGAUUUCAAAAAAAGUAGUGUUUUACAUUGCUUGUGGCAAAGUGGGCAGCGCACACUGAACAUAUCAUAUUUUUUGGUCGCCAGUAAUCGAUCCGCUAUUUGUUUUCAAUCACUGCUCUCACGGUCCAGGUGACUUUGUAUUCCCGUGUAGUAACUCUAGUCUUCUACAGUUCUACCCGGAGCAGCAGCAAUUGGAUCUGAAUCUCCCAUUUCAUCCAUAAGGCCAUAAUACUAAUAAUGAAUAAUAAUAUGGGCCAAAGCAAGCCUGCUUUCUUCAAGGUAUUAAUCGGCGACGACUUCGCUACCCACCUCAGGUUGCCGCCGUAUUUCAUCUAUAAAUUCGGGAAGCUGCUGCCGGAAUGCCCGGUUCUGACGGUCGAAUGCGGCGGCGGGGAGGCCUCGUGGCGCGUGAAGCUGGGCGAAGUUGCGGCGGAGGGGCGGUGCUUCGCCGAUGGGUGGCCGGAAUUCGUGAGGGAUCUGGGUCUGGGACGCCAUGAUUUUCUGGUGUUUUGGUUGGAAUCCCCAUCCAAGUUCCUGGUCGAGGUUUUUAAUGAAGAUGGGACUGCCAAGGAAUUUGAUUGCCUUCAAGGCAAAGUUUCCCCAAGGAAGGAAGAUGCAUGCGAGUUAGAUGUGGUGCCACCAUCGUCAACCGAUGUCAUCAAGGGGAAGACAUUGUCAUUUUCAGCCAAAUUUAAAUGUUCCAACAGAUACAGAGCGCCAAUACCAGCCAACUUCAUGAGAGAGACAGGAAUUAAGAGCAAGUGGGGGAUGGUGAAGGAUACAACCGGAAGGGAAUGGCCGAUGCGGAUCAAUGGCGACAGGAGCAAGGAGUUGGGAAAGGGGUGGAGUGACUUUACAACUCAAAAUCGCCUACUCCCGGGGGACACUUGUACCUUCACCUACAACUACGUCGAGAAUGAGGGAGAUAACACUAGCAGCGGCUGGCUGCUCCGAGUUGCUGUGCAGAGACGAGGAAGUCUAUAGGCCAAAAAAAAGCCAUGGCUAGCAACUGGUUACUCUUAUUAGGGAUUUAACAAUGGGCUGCUUUUCAAAAGUAGCUUCUGGAGUGUGUUUAG
This is a messenger RNA of Cuscuta campestris, 1551 nucleotides long. Lineage: Eukaryota; Viridiplantae; Streptophyta; Magnoliopsida; Solanales; Convolvulaceae. The record is from the annotation of a GenBank genome assembly.